GGCGUGACGGAAAGAAAAAGCGGGAGAGAGUGGAGACUGGAGAGAGGGGGGCCGCAGGCAGAGGCGCACAGCACGGAGCGAGGAGCCGCACCGUCUCCGCUUCUUCUCCCCUGAAACCGUUGCUCGCUGCGUCGCUCGCUCACAUAUAGCGGGGAGCUGGGGAGGGAAGUGGAGCAAGAAGAGUGUGGGCGAGAGGGGGAGGGAGCACCGCUGCACCAAUCACCAUGCGCCCUUCUCUCUCUCCAACCCAAAUCUCUUAACAGAUCUCCAUGAUAGAAUCUGAAUGAGCAACUGAUGGCGUAUCUUUGAUCGACAGCCCUGACAAGAUGUGUAUUCGAACCAUGAUUAAUCUUUCUGGAUUACAUAUCCCAGUUUUGUGCCUCUUUUUCUUCUGCUACUAUUACAUUUGGCAUUUGCUAGACCUCUCUUUCCACUACCAAGUAAGACGAAGAAUGAAGAGAAAAGGCCCAUGCAGACGUUUCGACCAUAUAACAUUGCUCAUCGUGGCUCAAACGGGGAAAUUCCUGAAGAAACAGCUGCUGCAUACCUGAGGGCUAUUGAGGAAGGUGCAGAUUUUAUAGAGACUGACAUCCUUGCUAGCAAAGACGGAGCCUUGAUCUGUUUUCAUGAUGUUACACUUGAUGAAACAACUGAUGUUGCCAAGCAUAAGGAGUUUGCCAAUCGAAGAAGAACCUAUGAAGUGGAGUGGUUUAAUGUUACUGGAUGGUUUGUAGUGGACUUCACACUGGAUGAACUUAAAACACUUAAAGUGAAGCAGAGAUACUCGUUCCGAGAUCAACAGUACAAUGGUAUGUUUUCAAUCAUCACGUUUGAAGAAUUCAUUUCAAUUGCCCUAGACGCGGAAAGAACUGUUGGCAUAUAUCCAGAGAUUAAAGAUCCAGUUUUUAUCAACAAGCAUGUCAAGUGGGCUGACGGAAAGAAGUUUGAGGACAAAUUUGUGGAUACCUUGCUUAAAUAUGGAUACAAAGGUCAAUACAUGUCAGAGAAUUGGAUGAAGCAGCCAUUGUUUAUACAAUCCUUUGCUCCUACCUCCAUUGUACAUGUAUCAAAAUUGAUUGACUCUCCCAAGGUAUUUUUGAUUGAUGAUAUAACAGUGAGAACACAAGACACGAACCAGUCAUACUGGGAAAUCACUUCAGAUGACUACCUUGCAUACAUUGGGAAAUACGUAGUCGGCCUUGGUCCAUGGAAAGAUACCAUUGUUCCAGCUGCAGGAAACUACUUGAUGCCACCAAGUGAUCUUGUUGCACGGGCACAUGCUCGUAAUCUACAGGUACACCCAUACACGUACAGGAAUGAGAACAAGUUCCUGCACUUCAACUUUCAUCAGGAUCCCUACGCUGAAUGUGAUUUCUGGAUAAACACUGUGGGGGUUGAUGGACUGUUUACAGAUUUCACUGGAACCCUUCACCGGUACCAGGAAUUGACAUCCCCACACAGGAAGGAUGAGACCGCAAACAGCCUCCUAGUAAAAAUUAGUCAAAUGAUCUCAGCAUAUGAAGGUCUCUGAUCAUUCUAGUAUUGCUGAAAAUUGUUACUUGCAAGACUGCAAGAGUGUGUCAUGGUGUUACUUGACCUUGAAAGGUUAAAGAAACGAGUUAUCUUCUGGUAGGUAGUUUGUUAGCACGAGUCGUACUUGGUAGAUUCUGUAACAUGGUUCAUUGCUCAUCCCACGAUGAACAGGUUGCCAAGUUGGCGUGUCCUCAUAUUGUAUCAUCAUAUUAUACCAGUUGAAUUGGUCUCUGAA
Molecule: messenger RNA, 1768 nt
Organism: Panicum hallii
Lineage: Eukaryota; Viridiplantae; Streptophyta; Magnoliopsida; Poales; Poaceae
Product: glycerophosphodiester phosphodiesterase GDPD6-like
Exons: 9
Coding region: 470-1531 (353 amino acids)
Biological process (GO): lipid metabolic process
Molecular function (GO): glycerophosphodiester phosphodiesterase activity
Source: RefSeq, a predicted model, not a curated record